UUUUCCAGGAUUUGAUUAUCUUUCCUGAUGAUUGUGAAUUCAAGAGGGUACCUCAGUGCACUACGGGCCGUGUGUAUGUAUUGAAGUUCAAGGCAGGAUCAAAACGACUCUUCUUCUGGAUGCAGGAACCAAAGACGGACAAGGAUGAAGAACACUGUCGUAAGGUGAACGAGUAUCUCAACAAUCCCCCAAUGCCUGGUGCUUUGGGUGGAAACGCAAGCGGAGGCCACGAGCUCUCGGCACUGGGAGGUGAGGGUGGCUUGCAAAGCCUUCUUGGAAACAUGAGCCAUAACCAGCUCAUGCAGCUGAUCGGACCAACGGGCUUAGGAGGACUUGGUGGGCUGGGUGCACUGACGGGUCCUGGGCUGGCCAGUCUCCUUGGAAGUGGGGGACCCCCAACCAGCAGCUCAUCAUCAAGCUCUCGCAGCCAGUCAGCUGCUGUGACACCAUCUUCCACCACUUCUUCCACCCGUGUAACGCCUGCCCCGACCGUUCCUGCGGCUGCGGCUGUCACCAGUCCGAGCCCUGUUCCCAGUUCGGGUAAUGGAACCAGCUCAGCCACCAGCCCAACCCAGCCCAUUCAACUGAGUGACCUUCAGAACAUUUUAGCUACUAUGAACGUGCCAGCUGGAGCAGGAGGACAGCAAGUUGACCUGGCAACUGUCCUGACUCCCGAGAUAAUGGCUCCCAUCCUGGCCAACGCUGAGGUUCAGGAACGAUUGAUGCCUUACCUUCCCUCAGGGGAAUCUCUGCCGCAGACUGCAGAAGAGAUUCAGAACACCCUGACGUCUCCUCAGUUUCAGCAGGCAUUGAGCAUGUUCAGUGCUGCCUUAGCUUCAGGACAGCUUGGCCCACUAAUGAGUCAGUUUGGCUUACCCGCAGAGGCAGUCGAUGCAGCAAAUAAAGGAGAUGUAGAAGCGUUUGCCAAAGCAAUGCAGAACAGUGUCAAGUCAGACCAGAAGGAAGGAGACUCUAAGGACAAGAAAGAUGAAGAGGAAGAUAUGAGUUUAGAUUAAGUUAUUUGCUCUUCCUUACAGAUAUUCCUAGAUACUAACUUAAGCAACCGCAGUAGGAUUACUAACUUCAUAUUAUGCUUAUAUAAAUCUACAAAUAAAGGAAUUUUCUUUAUCUGCCA
Antrostomus carolinensis (chuck-will's-widow) is the source of this 1135-nucleotide messenger RNA. It is a transcript of the gene ADRM1, whose product is annotated as ADRM1 26S proteasome ubiquitin receptor. Gene Ontology annotation, cellular component: nucleus; cytoplasm; proteasome regulatory particle, lid subcomplex. Gene Ontology annotation, molecular function: endopeptidase activator activity; proteasome binding. The record is from RefSeq and is a predicted model, not a curated record. Bases 120 to 1016 code for a protein of 298 amino acids. Lineage: Eukaryota; Metazoa; Chordata; Aves; Caprimulgiformes; Caprimulgidae. The transcript has 8 exons.